Messenger RNA from Phoenix dactylifera (date palm), 5306 nucleotides. Lineage: Eukaryota; Viridiplantae; Streptophyta; Magnoliopsida; Arecales; Arecaceae. The record is from RefSeq and is a predicted model, not a curated record.
ACAAAUUUCCAAAGUGCGCUUAUGUUUGGUUGGCCAUCCACUUUCCUGGGAAAGUUAUGUAUAAUUCCUAUUAUGCCCUUAAUAAAAAUUAGGUCUUAAAUGCAUCUUUAAUUCUUCUUUAAUGCUAAAGGGCUUUUUUGGAAAAAAAUAAAAAUAAAGUGAUUUUCACCUCAAUAAAGUGAAAAACACAUAAUAUGAGCCCAUAUAAUGGUGAGCUACCCCACAAUAUAUAACCAUGUCUUGCCAAUUACUACAUGCAGGAGGCUAAGCCGACUAGCUUGCUUUAGGAGUGGCAAUCAGGUUGAGUCGAAUUUAUGAUAUAUCAAACAUUUGUUAAUCCAAACCUAGCAUAUUUACUAGAUGGGUCAAAAAUCUAGACGCGAACUAACCAUUUUAUUAAGUAGAUAAUCUAACCCGUUCUGUAAUGAGUUGAAACAAUUUAAACAAGUUAAAUAGUUAAGCAUUGUCAACCCUAGCAUUUAAACAAGUUAAAUAGUUGAAACAAUUUAAACAAGUUAAGGAGUGGCCCUACUUACUUGAAUUGUGACCCAAUCAGCGCAUUUGACAUGAUUCCAAGAUCGGCGGAACCCGUAGUGGGCACCGUACCGAUUUUUUGGGGCACGAGUCGGUACCGAUUGUAUCAGACAUAGUACCAUGGGAGAGAGGAAAGAGAGAGAGAAAAUGGGGAGAGGGAAGGAGGCCAGUAGAGGGUGGCGGAGGUACGACGGAGGCCGGCGGGCGGCAAGGCCACGACAAGUUCCCCUAUUUUGAACGAAAUAGGGGUCCCUCUCCCUCUCCCUCCCUUGCUCGCUCUAUCUUUCCUUCUUCGGCCUCGGCAAUGGGUUUUGUUUCCGUUGCUGGAACUGUACCAGUGAGCCACCAGUUCGGCUUGGAACGGCCAUAACUGCCUGAUUUGAGAUGGUUUUGCUGACCCUUCAUGAAUCUAAGCUUAAACCUUCCUACCAUAGCUAUGAAUGGCUCAAAUUAUAUGCCAUAUCGGACAACUAAGUUUAUAAUCUAUAUCACUAAGAGCCAUGCAUGGCUUAAAUUGUAUGCCAUAUCAAACAACUAAAUCAGUGAUCUAUACCACUGAGUGCUUGCUUGGAUGGUAUUGCUCCUUACCAUCUAGGAAGAGAGCAAAGCGGUAAGCAAAUGGUGCUUGAAUUUCAAGUGUUGUUCGUGCUUCUGGAGUGGUUAAUAUGAGCUCUUGUAAUUGCGAGGGAGAAAGAGAGAGAGAUGCUUGAUCUAUGCCUUGCUUCAUUAGCUCAUCUUUCUAUACAUAAAUGUGUUAUUUUAAUCUUGAUAGUUGCUACAACUUUAUGAGCUGAUGCAUUAAAAACCGAGGGCUCUCCUAACUUGUUAAGUUAUGUCCUUGAACCAUUUCAAGGCAUGUGUUUUAAGUAAUGGCUUUAAAUGACAUUGUUUGUGAAUAAAAAAAAGCGAUGCAAAUCCCAAAAACAUAAGUGGGUGUAUCAAUUUGGGUGCAUGAUCAUCUUAAAUGCUUGUAAGACACAAAAAAGAUGAUUAAUUGUUGAUGAUUCUUUUUCAUUUUUUAGAGUUUGGAUAUUUGGAUUUGGUGUGACGCCAAGCCUCAUUGUGCCGGCCUAUUGGCCUAGCCCAGCAUUCGAAUGUCAUCCAAAGGCCCUUCCGAACCAAAACCAAGGCAGAGCCCUAGUUAAGCACGGCAGAGGAGGAUGAAUCCUCCUCGGACUCUGUCGGAGACUAGGAAACCCUAGUUUUUGCUCCAUAUAAGCUUCUUCCCAUCCCUCACACUGGAAAGCCAUCCCCAAUCAAAGUUUAAUCACCGAAAUCCUCUUCGAUUCUUCUCGAUCGUCGAUCGUGUCAGCGCUGCUGCCACUGUGGGCCACCAUUGCUUGAAGCUAGGCAAGAAACCGACAACUUUAGAUUGACCUUCUCCUUCUUCCGUGGCCCUUGGAAGCUCUGAUUUCGGUCGGUGAUCACCGGAUUUUCUGUCAAGAAUGGGUGCUCUGUUUUAUUUUGUUUUUCUUUGGAUUUUCUCGAUUUCAUUCCUUUUUUUUUUGCCGGUGAUGCUGCUAGAUCUUGUCACCAAGGCCUUCGCUUGGUUCCUCACGAUGCUUUGCAGCCUCGGUUACAUGAUGUAAGGGGUAGAGAUCUCUAUUUUUGGUUGGGUUUUCACCAUCGGCCGCCUGCUAGCAUUGGCUGUCGACCAUCUGUUGGUUGCCCGUCGUUCUCUAGGCCUUCCAUCUUCCACCAGCAGCCAAUCUUCUUCCUUGGUUAGAGAGAAACUUUCUUUCUCUUUUCCGUCUCUUCCCCAUACUUUCUCUCUUAUUUCUUUUUACAAAGUUUCUCUCUCUACAUGGACUUUCUCUCUACUCUCUUUAGGAGAGUUGGAUUCAGUAGGAACUCUUCACAGUGGAUUGACCUUAGUGAAGGGCUCUCAUCCAUGUUUGGCGGGUAGCACACUAGCUCCUACCUUGGCUCUUCUCUGACAUUGUUAGAUUUGAUUAACCCUUCUUCUCGAUCUCUGUUGAAUUAUUUGUGCUUUAGUCCGUGCAUGAUUCGAUGAAUUUCACUUUUUGAUCGGACCAACGGGGUAUCGGGCACUCCCGCUUGGUCAGCCUUAUGAGGGUGUUGGAAUUUAAGAUUUUUAUUUUUUUAAAAAUAAUUAUAAAUUUUUUUAAUGAAAAAUAUAAUUUUUGGAUAUUAGGCUUUGAAAAAGAUUUUCAAGAUUAAUUAGAUCUGUUGGUUGGAUUGAAUUCGUAAGAUAAGUAAUGUAUCACUUUUUUCUAAAUUUAUUAGCAAUCAUUGAAUUAUUAUAUUUAUGACUUUUGAGUGGUAUUAUUCAUUAUGCACGAAUUUGAUGGAUAAUAUAUUAUUAUAAAAAAAUAUUAUUUUAAAAUAUUAUGACGAUAUAUCAUCUUAUUAUGGAUAUGAUUGAUUGAUUUUGACACCGCAUGAUUUUAGAACUCUAAAAUAUGAAACCUACAACUAUUUGAAUAUCGACUUGGCAAUGUUGUACACGCCAAUGGGGGCUAAUACGCUGGCAUAUGAUUUGUCCUGAAGGUUGUGUCCAAGAUGAUUAGCGAAAUACCGCUAGCAGACCAGAGGUCCUGAAGGACUUUGCUGCAAGAUGAUGCACAUCUUACCACAGGAAGAUUAGUCGGUGUUAGAACCUUGCCAUAGGAUGAUGUGUCAUAGCUCGGGAUCAAUAAGAUGAAUUAAAUAUUUGAAAGAAUUUGAAUCUAUGAACAAAAUUUAAUAUUUUAAGAAAGAUUUGAUUCAUAUAUUAUUACUAGAUAUAUGCUUAUUUUUUGUUAUUAUCUAUUUGACUGGCUGAUUUUGUUUAGUUAAAGUGAUUAUUGCUUACUGGGUUGUCUAGCUCAUUAUAUAAUUUUUUGUUUUUGUACAGAUUCAGAAAACUAGCUUGAUCGGGAUUUUCAAUAUGGGAGAGCGACUAGCAGAACUUUGGCAAAGAUCAUCUUAGAAUAGAGUUCAUUUAAAUUGAUGUACUACCCUAGAAUAUUGUUAAAUGACAAUGGUGGGCCAUUUUCACUCACUUCAGAUACUGAGGAGUUUGUUACUUACCCUUCCCCAUUUAUCUUCUCACCUCUCAUCUCCACUUAGUAGUUAUAUUGCUCCUUAUUACAAGAGCUCUGGUCUCUUGGAACCAUGUAAGCAUUCAUUGGUCAGAAGGAAUUUUAUACAUGGCUUUGCAAGGCCUGCCUUAUUGCAUGGACAACUGAAGCCUAAGACUUCUUUAGGAUCCAUAAGUAGUUCUGAUGUUUUAUGCAAGGUUCAUAGUAAAAGACCUAUCCAUGGGCUUCUUGCCAGUAUGGAACAAUUCAGUCUUACUGGUUGUUGUAGUAUUCAUACAAGUCAGCCUGUUGACAACACGGGCCAGGAUGUGGUGGAGCCUCAACAUAAUGCAGGAGAUGUGGUCUCUGUUGAUGAUAAUGGUAAAGCCAAAGCAAAGAGAAAAAAGUUGAAAGGAAAAAGAGCAGUAGUAAGGUGGUUGAAGUUCUUCAGGUGGAAGAAAAAAAAGGAGUAUGAAAGAAUGACUGUGGAAGAGAAGAUUUUAUACAAAUUAAGGAAGGCUCGUAGGAAGGAAGAGCGAUUUGUCCAGGCACUAAAGAAACUUGAACCAUCAGAGACAUCAGAAACUACACACGACCCGGAGGUACUUACACCUGAAGAGCAUUUUUACUUCCUCAAGAUGGGCCACAAAUGCAAGAACUAUGUGCCUGUUGGAAGGCGUGGUAUUUUCCAGGGAGUAAUUCUGAAUAUGCAUUUGCACUGGAAGAAACAUCAAACAUUGAAGGUUGUGGUGAAGACAUUUACACCGGAGGAGGUUCGCGAGAUUGCAGCGGAGUUAGCUAGAUUAAGUGGAGGAAUUGUGCUUGAUAUCCAUGAAGGAAAUACCAUCAUCAUGUACAGGGGGAAAAAUUAUGCACAGCCACCAACAGAGAUAAUGUCUCCAAGAGUUACUCUUUCUAAAAAGAAGGCUCUGGAUAAAUCCAAGUACAGAGAUGCCCUCCGGGCUGUCAGAAGGUACAUCCCAAAGCUUCAACAAGACCUCGAAGAUAUUCAAGUGCAGAUGCAAAGAGAGGGAGAAAAUAAGGGCAAGCUAUCAAUCAAUAAAGAAAGUCCAGAUGCUGAAGGUAAUGGAGCAAUUUCCGACCACCAGCUGGAAAGAUUUGAGGAGCUCGAGGUGCAAGAAGAUGGAAGCAAUGAGCUGGAGGAAGAUGAAUCACUGAUGGAGUCGAGCACUUGGUCAGAUUCGGAAGAUUUGUCAGAUAUAUUUGAAACAGAUUCUGAAGGUGAGACAGAGGAUAAAUUGGAGAAGCCUCUAUAUUUAGAUGCAGUGGAAAGGUUUCCAUCGGUAAAUGGUGGGACGCCAGAUGAUUUUGAGGAGCACUUGCGUCAGAUUGCUGCUGCAUCGAAGAUCGGUGAUUCAUUGGAAAAGGAUGUAAAACUAGAAGAGCUUGAUGAGAUUGACAAAAUAUUUUUAAGAGCUAGCUCUCUUUUGAAGCGAAGGAGAAGAUAAUUUAAAUUGUGAUGAUUAUUUGAUUAUUGUUGCAAAUUGGAGUGAUUGUUCCAUUUGCUCUUUUUGGAGGUUCCAUGAAGCCCCAUAUUCUUCCUGUUCUUCUGUAUAUUUCAUAAUAUUAUAGUUUUAUGUAUUUGAAAGAACGAUGUGAUUAUCCCUAAACUGAUACCAUAUGCAAGCAGUCAUCUCUAAGAAGGGAGCAGAUCCAUCAAAUGAGACAUUCUCUGGUAUUUAUCUGGACAGAAAAGGAAAUAAAGAAAUCUAGAAUUAACGAAAGCUA